This is a messenger RNA of Entelurus aequoreus (snake pipefish), 117 nucleotides long. RefSeq lists its product as uncharacterized. The record is from RefSeq and is a predicted model, not a curated record. The transcript has 2 exons. NCBI's taxonomy places the organism in Eukaryota, Metazoa, Chordata, Actinopteri, Syngnathiformes, Syngnathidae. The annotation marks the transcript as partial.
CACACACACACACACACACACACACACACACACACACACACACACACACACACACACACACACACACACACACACACACACACACACACACACACACACACACACACACACACACAC